Messenger RNA from Pseudovirgaria hyperparasitica, 747 nucleotides. RefSeq names its product glycoside hydrolase. The record is from RefSeq and is a predicted model, not a curated record. Gene Ontology annotation, cellular component: cell surface; extracellular region. The transcript has 2 exons. Lineage: Eukaryota; Fungi; Ascomycota; Dothideomycetes; Acrospermales; Acrospermaceae. Gene Ontology annotation, molecular function: beta-glucosidase activity. The annotation marks the transcript as partial. Gene Ontology annotation, biological process: glucan catabolic process.
UAUACUCACGUCUGUCUACACGCCGCCCCAGGUGCACAGGUUGGCAACCAACCCUUUACAGGACAGUACACCACCACUCCCGGCUUCUACACUAGAUACAACUACCGGCGCACCUACAAAUUCCUCGAAUUCAUGACGACCCGUAUCCACACCAACGAUGCCUACCGCAACGUCGGCAUGUUCGCCGUCCUCAACGAGCCCGUCGGCGGCUAUCCCACCCUAACCUCCGAAUUCUACCCACACGCCUACAAAGCCAUCCGCGACCGCGAGCAAGCCCUCGGCAUCACCCCCAACAACUACCUGCACAUCCAGUACAUGGACCGCAACUGGCGCGCCGGGGACCCCAACGAAGCCCUCCCCGCCGACCGCGUCUUCGUCGCCUACGACAACCACAUCUACCCGCGCUUCGACCCGGCGCUCGACACCACGCAGGAGGCAUACUUGAACCGCAGCUGCAACGAGGUGCCCAACAGCGACGGCCAGGACCCGGCUAUGGUGGGCGAGUGGAGCAUCGAUCCGACCGACGUGGUCGAGACGAGCGAUGACUUUGACUACGAGGAUAACAAGGACUUUUAUGCGAAGUGGUGGGCGGCGCAGGUGAUUAGCUAUGAGAAGACGAUGGGGUGGGUGUUUUGGACGUGGAAGACGCAGCGCGGGCAUGAUUAUCGCUGGAGCUAUACGCAGGCUGUUGAUGCGGGUGUUAUUCCGAAGGAUCCCACUGAUGUUUAUCACAUGGGCGUGUGUUGA